AUGGGGAUCCGCGAGUUUCCCAGCGGCACGGCGAGGGGCAAGAGCAUGGCGAUUGGCAUGAGGAGGUCUCCUGAUGUCAGUCCCAGGAGGCUGUCAGACAUCAGCCCCCAACUCCGGCAGCUCAAAUAUCUGGUGGUGGAUGAGGCGAUCAAAGAGGACUUGAAAUGGAGGUCAGUGGAAGACCUUACCAGCGCUUCCAUAGGACUCACGUCCAUCGAGGAAAGGAUCCUGCGGAUUACAGGCUAUUACGGCUAUCAGCCUUGGGCUACCAGCUAUAAAAGGGAUGAGCGCUCCCAUGAUUGCACAACACCAGCAGAAGCUCAGACACAAGCUGGAAUGGAAGCUGGUGGAAGAGGGAGCCCAUGUUGCCAAACAUGCUCCAUGAUCCAUCUUAAGAAAAUCUUCUGGGGAAUAGUGGUAGUUCUUGGAGUCUGCUCUUCCUGGUCAGGUUCAACCCAGCUAGCAAAACUGACCUUUAAGAAAUUUGAUGCACCCUUCACUUUGACAUGGUUUGCAACAAACUGGAACUUUUUAUUCUUUCCUUUGUAUUACAUUGGACAUGUUUGUAAGUCAGCUGAAAAACAAUCUCCCCAACAAAGAUACGGGGAAUGUUGUCGGUUUUUUGGAGACAAUGGCUUGACACUGAAGGCAUUUUUUACCAAGGCAGCACCUUUUGGUGUUCUUUGGACACUCACAAACUACCUGUAUUUACAUGCAAUAAAAAAAAUAAACACUACGGAUGUUUCCGUAUUGUUCUGCUGCAACAAAGCUUUUGUGUUCUUGCUUUCGUGGAUUGUUCUCAGGGACAGAUUCAUGGGAGUGAGGAUUGUUGCUGCUAUACUUGCUAUUGCAGGGAUAGUUAUGAUGACUUAUGCAGAUGGAUUCCACAGUCAUUCAGUUAUUGGAAUAGCACUUGUUGUGGGAUCUGCGUCAACGUCAGCUCUUUACAAGGUUUUAUUUAAGCUUCUUCUGGGUAGUGCUAAAUAUGGAGAAGCUGCCUUAUUUUUGUCAGUGUUAGCUGUUUUCAAUAUCCUUUUUGUUACCUGUAUUCCUGUCAUUCUUUACUUUACCAAAGUUGAAUACUGGAGUUCUUUUGAUGCCAUUCCUUGGGGAAGCAUUUGUGGAUUUUCAGUCCUAUUAUUGACAUUCAAUAUUAUAUUAAAUUUUGGGAUUGCUAUUACAUAUCCUACCUUGAUAUCUCUCGGGAUUGUACUAAGCGUACCUGUAAAUGCUAUUGUUGAUCACUACUCGAGUGAUAUUGUCUUCAACAGUGUCCGUGUAAUUGCCAUUGUCAUAAUUGGCUUGGGCUUCCUCCUGCUGCUUCUACCAGAGGAGUGGGAUGAGUGGUUAAUAAAACUUCUUACACGCCUCAAAGUACGAAAGAAGGAAGAAAUUCCAGAAGGAAAUGGAGACAUUGUUUCAGGAUUGCAAAAUAAAAGUAGAAGAACGCGCCCCUCCAUGUCAUCUUUCACGCAUUAAUAUUAUUUUAUGAACAUUCCUUAAUAUUGUAUACUUUAAAUCAUAGCUCUUUUCUUGCAAAGCACAUACGUUCAAUAAGUAAAUAUAUACAGAUGUACAGUUUUGAUAAUAAGAGUCCAAGGCAUCAAGUUUCAGCAUCACUAAAUUGCUUGCACUGUUUCACAUUCAACCUUUCACUUGGGAGAACCUCUCUAAAACAUGAAACACUUUUUAAAUGAAUGUAAUGUAUAAACUAAUGUUCUUUGCAUAUAUGAUUUUACUGAUAAAUCAUGAGAUAGAGGGCAUACAUUUUGAACAUUAUGUACUGAAUAAUACAUUGCACACUGUGAUUUAUGCGUGUGUGCAUGCACACACACAAACA
Messenger RNA from Notechis scutatus (mainland tiger snake), 1840 nucleotides. It is a transcript of the gene SLC35F3, whose product is annotated as solute carrier family 35 member F3. NCBI's taxonomy places the organism in Eukaryota, Metazoa, Chordata, Lepidosauria, Squamata, Elapidae. Gene Ontology annotation, cellular component: membrane. The record is from RefSeq and is a predicted model, not a curated record. Gene Ontology annotation, biological process: thiamine transport.